Sinocyclocheilus grahami is the source of this 1440-nucleotide messenger RNA. RefSeq lists its product as uncharacterized. The transcript has 2 exons. The record is from RefSeq and is a predicted model, not a curated record. Lineage: Eukaryota; Metazoa; Chordata; Actinopteri; Cypriniformes; Cyprinidae. Bases 200 to 832 code for a protein of 210 amino acids.
AAAUCGUACAGACCCCAAAUUUCUGCAUUAGAAGUUGGCAGUAGAUUGCAUUAAUGGUUAAUGUAAUGUCACAUCACGACUUUUACAUAAAAUAAUAUGUAUUUGUGUAAUUGACAAAUGACAAAUGAUGUUGAAUUUUUUCAACAUCAAGAAUGUAGGUUAAAAUUUACAGCAUAGCUUGGUACCGAAGCUUACACAUAUGCGCCCAUUUCAUGCACUCUGUCAAUUAAUAUGUGGCCAUAAAACAGUGGGUAGUUUUAAAAUAGUUUUAGAUGAAGUAUGUCAAACUGCAGGACGCUGCGGUCACUGCUUGAAAUUUAUUCUCUGCUUGACUUCCUCUCUCAGAUCUUCUUCCUCCUUCCAUGGGGAUGGGAAGAGCUCCAGGGGAUUGGAGCAGACACCUGGCUCUCCAGAUUCCAGGCAAAGUCAUUUUGCAGAAGGAGACGGCUCGCCACGCAGCCCCUUCUGUACUGGAGUGGAGGAUCCCUUCAGCCAGACUGAGGAUGAACAGCAGGCUGUGCUGCCAUGGGAAUGCAGGUCGUUUCCCUUGCAGGAGUCAGAACUCAAGUGGCUGCAGGAGGAGGAAGAGGCGGAGCCCGAUGAGGACCCGUGCACCUCCAGCGGUCGCAGCCAAAGCACGGACUCAGGCAUCUCUGUGGGCAGCCUGGAGCUCUCCCCGAGGACCCCUCAACCCCCUCAGCAGCACUCAGGCACAGAGCAAGCCACCCCUCACACACUGCCCUGCAAACCAGCCACCCCGACGACAUUCUCUACAGCUCAGGAUUCUCCCAAACUUCCUCUUUCCUUGUACUCGUCCUCUCCGUUAUCAUAGCGCAUCAUUUGUCCAGCCGUUUUUCUGCUCUAAUACGAAAACAAAACCACAUGUCCCAAUGCCAUUGACCCUGUCAACCUAUUUAUCUAACCACGAGCACCUUGUGUCCUCAUUCCCUGAACCCUCUGGAGCCUUACAUAAACCACAGAGCCUAUUAUUUAUAAUCUUCCCUCAAACCCUCACCCACUCGCCCAAUAACAAGUGCAUCUCCACCAACAGCCCAGUUUCCCAAUUGAGCGUCUCUGGUCCUUCCUUAUACAUCCUUUCAACUCUUCUUCACCAGCCUGCCCCCGAUACAGCUGCCGUUCAAUCUGACGCUACUGUAAUGAACAGAUGGUGUUUUUCCAUUGUUUUUUCAUUUUUUGGACCUGCCUAAAGCUUUUUCUCCAGCUAUGUCAGUCAGUCAUUUUGCUUUUUAGUUAAAUCAUUGUUUAAAGCUCAAUGCUGUUUUCACAGAUCAAGAUGUUACGCCAACAAAGGGCGAGCCCAAAUUGAAAGCUCUUGGAUAUUAAUCUCCAUACAAAGGCACUACAUAUUACCCUCAUUUUCUGUGACUUAGUUACCUUAUUCAUGUGUUGUAUUGUAUGUAUUCCGCAGAGAUGUAUGUG